AUGUUGACAACAUCUCCCAUCGUCGCCAGCUCCGCCAAUGCCUCGCCCAAUAGCUUCCACUAUGCCCCUACGCGAUCCUCCCCGCACUCAUCUCCUGCCCGGCUUUCGGCCCCUUUGCCGCGGCGGCACUCUGCAUCAAGGUCUUCUCCGUCCGCAGCCUCAAUGACCUCACCUUCCUCCCAACCACGCCCACGACAAUAUGUAGCCGUCGACGCCGGCACCCAAUAUUCUCCCAUGGAGUCUUCUACCCAAAAGGCACAAGAUGCCACCGCCUCGCGCACUCCUACCACCGUCCCUGCGACGCCUGUCGAACCCCCGCCGACGCCGCGCCCUCAACCCAUAGACCCAUCCGCGCCGCAACCGCAACCGCAACCAGAACCCCAUCAGCGAUCCCAGACAGAAAUACAAUCACAACCGCAGACCGUCGUGGCACCCGUCAUUCGCGAGGCGUCGACUACCACCGCGUCGCCCGGAAAACGUCGAAACUCUCAAGAUCCUGCCGUCGCGCAAGCGCAGGCAAGCGCAUCAGCAGCGGGCGAGUCGUCGAGCGGCGCGGCUAAGCGCCCAAAGCCCACGGCUGGCCCGCCGAAAAUCUUGCCCCAGCGAUAUGAGCUGUGCAGCACCGAGGAUAUGGUUGUUCUCAUAUCCCACAUGCUUUCAGAAUUGAUAGAGACCAACGAUGCUCUGGCUCUUCGUUCUGGAAGCCUGACUCGCUUCCACUCGAGAACCGCACCGAGCAUCUCGGUACUGGAAUAUCUCAAUAGAUUGGCAAAGCAUGCGACGCUGACCCCGCCGCUGCUGCUAUCUAUGGUCUACUAUAUUGACCGCCUCUGCGCAUUAUACCCAGAGUUCACUAUCAAUACGUUGACUGUCCAUCGCUUUCUGAUCACGGCCGCCACGGUGGCGGCCAAGGGUCUAUCGGAUCUGUUUUGGAACAAUACAACCUAUGCACGAGUUGGAGGCGUUAGAGUCGCCGAGCUCAAGCUGUUGGAGCUUGAAUUUCUAUACAGGGUAGACUGGAAGAUCGUCCCGAACCCAGAAGUCCUUGUGGCUUAUUACCGUGGCCUUGUUGAGCGCUGCCCAGGAUAUGCAUUGCAAGAGGAAGAAGCAGAAGCGAUUGACGAAGAUGAAGAUUCUGACGAAGUUGAAGAUGAUGGUUCGACAGAGAUUUCAGACGGAGUCGCUGACGACAGCGGAGACUCGCCGGACGAAGAGAGCCCGGCUAAGUCAUCGCAUGGGGAUGAAGCAGGGCCGUCGCAGCCCUCAUAA
Molecule: messenger RNA, 1269 nt
Organism: Colletotrichum acutatum
Lineage: Eukaryota; Fungi; Ascomycota; Sordariomycetes; Glomerellales; Glomerellaceae
Product: cyclin-domain-containing protein
Exons: 2
Coding region: 1-1269 (422 amino acids)
Biological process (GO): regulation of cyclin-dependent protein serine/threonine kinase activity
Cellular component (GO): nucleus; cyclin-dependent protein kinase holoenzyme complex
Molecular function (GO): protein kinase binding; cyclin-dependent protein serine/threonine kinase regulator activity
Source: RefSeq, a predicted model, not a curated record